Messenger RNA from Parasteatoda tepidariorum (common house spider), 807 nucleotides. RefSeq lists its product as uncharacterized. Gene Ontology annotation, molecular function: RNA-DNA hybrid ribonuclease activity; nucleic acid binding. The record is from RefSeq and is a predicted model, not a curated record. NCBI's taxonomy places the organism in Eukaryota, Metazoa, Arthropoda, Arachnida, Araneae, Theridiidae.
AUGAGUCCAGAGCAAAUGAAAGCUAUUGCGUUGGAAACAAUUGAGCAGCGAUUUCCUGCUGAGGAAUGGAUACAUAUAUACACGGAUGGUUCUCUGACCGUUAGGGACCAGGGGGCUGGAGUUGGAAUUUUUAGCAAGCUUUUCAGUUUCUACUUACCCGUAGGGGCUUACUCCACGCAUUUUGAUGGAGAACUGAAAGCCAUCCAGGUGGCACUUCAAAAACUAUCAUUGAUACAGAACUCUUUCAAGAAAGCAGUUAUCCUUUCAUAUUCAACUUCAGCAAUGCAGGCCAUCUCUUUUUAUCAAGAGUGUAAGAACAUAUUAGUCAAGCUGUGCCAGGAAAUCAUGAAAGAACUUUCCCACAAGAUAUCUUUUAAAUGGGUACCCUCACACUGCGGUAUUUAUGGAAAUGAGAUGGUAGAUAUGCUUGCCAAAAGAGGAGCUGCGGUUCUCCAAAACCCCAAAACUAAAGGAAACCUCCAUUGCAUUAAACUGCUGACAUCACUCAUAUAUCAAAAGACACUUAGAAAUUUUGCCACUCGGGUUUGCGAUGGCAAGCCUUGGAGUGCUCUUUUAACAAACUCAGCUUUUAUUCCUGACCACCAGCGAUCAGUUGCGGUUGCAGCUUUUAGACUAUUAACGGGGCAUGACUGUCUACAGAAUCAUUUAUUUCGCAUUGGACUAGCUGAUUCACCUUUGUGUGUUAUAUGUGAUAGUGGACGGCCAAUGACGGCAGAACAUUUGGACGAGUGUAAAGUACUGACAGAUUUUGUAUACUUCAACGCUAUUGGCAAGCAAGAAGUUUAA